Molecule: messenger RNA, 402 nt
Organism: Fraxinus pennsylvanica
Lineage: Eukaryota; Viridiplantae; Streptophyta; Magnoliopsida; Lamiales; Oleaceae
Source: the annotation of a GenBank genome assembly
AUGGCGGAUGAGGAGAAGAAAGACCGGGAGAGUUCUAGACUGGUGUUUGAUGAAGGGGACAAUGAUAACAAGAAUGGAAAACAAAAGGGGAAAGACCAAAUAUCUAGAAAAAAUGGGGGUAGAGCAUUAGUGUUGGAUGAAUUGAUGAGAGAACAAGAGAAGGCGCAAGAGAGGAAUAACAUGAAAGAUUAUUGGUUGUGGAAGGGGAUUAUUGUGAGAAUUAUGAGUAAAGCCUUAGCGAAAAAAGGGUACUAUAAGCAAAAUGGUGUCGUGCUGAAGGUAAUUGAUAAGUACGUUUACGAGAUUAAGAUGCUUGAGAGUAAGCAUUUACUGAGGGUUAAUCAGGAGGAGCUCAAGACAGUGAUUCUGCGAAUUAGGGGCCUUAUGAAGCUAAAUUUCUGA